GUCAUAUUUGGUUUAAUAAACUCGAAUAUGAAGAGAGUUAAUCCGAUUACAUAUCGAUAAAAUUGAACCAAACGGUUAGAUUAAUUGAAUAGUCUUUUCGGUGAAUUCCCCUAGUGAAAAGAGGCCCUACAGCUUCAAAUUUCCCACCAUCAAUUCUUAAGCUCCUACAACCAUCAUCUAUUCCACCAAAAAACCUCUGAGUUCAUCUCUUAAGGAAUUGUUCAGGAUUUGUCAUGAUGAACAUUCAUGAAUCAGAGCAUGCUUCGGGACAAAGGUGUAUCAAAUCAUUCCCAUUUUCGUUGUUUCAAAGACGACGAGGAGGUCCAUGUAAUAAGAGAAGCAACUGCAACCAAAAGGCAUACAUUUUAAACUCCAAAGAUCCAGUCUAUAGUAAUCUGGAAACUAAUAAGGUGAAGGAAACGAAGCGCUUGGUGUCUGAACUCUGUAGACACGUUUACACGCUCGGCUGGGUAUCAGGUACAGGAGGCAGCAUUACUAUCAGAGUCCAUGAUAAUGCUACAUCCAGGUCUUCACAAUUAAUUGUCAUGUCCCCUUCAGGUGUUCAGAAGGAUAAGGUAGACCCAGAUGACAUGUUUGUGCUUUCUAGUGAUGGUUGUAUUUUGUGCAAACCUAAUACCAAGGUUUAUCCUCAUAAACCUCCAAAGUGUACUGACUGUGCUCCUAUUUUCUUGAAGGCCUAUGAGAUGCGUAAUGCUGGGGCCGUGAUUCAUAGUCAUGGAAUAGAGGCUUGUCUUGUAACAAUGAUCCAUCCUCUGUCCAAGGAGUUCCGAAUAACUCAUAUGGAAAUGAUAAAAGGAAUUGAAGGACAUGGUUACCAUGACGAACUUGUGGUUCCAAUAAUUGAAAACACUGCAUAUGAAGGGGAGCUUACAGAAUCUUUUACUAAAGCGAUCGAAGCUUAUCCGAAGACAACAGCAGUGCUUGUUCGCAACCAUGGUGUGUAUAUCUGGGGAGAAACAUGGAUCAGUGCAAAGACUCAAGCUGAAUGUUAUCACUACCUGUUUGAUGCUUCAAUUAAGAUGCAUCAGUUGGGAUUGGAUCGGUUUUCCACAGGCCAUGAUCCAUAUCCCUCUAGUGGAGUUUGCAGAUGCAUGAAAAAUGGUUGUGCCAUGAGGAAGAAAACUAUUGGCUUUGGUUGUGUCACUGAGCUUGUACAGCGGUCUAUUCUUCUUGACAUAGAAGGGACAGCAACUUCACUUCCCACCAAAUUCUUACCCUCUAACACAAGCAAAAGCAUGAAUCCCGUAUUGAAAUCGGCAUUUGAAACCAGUGAGUUGGUUGGUGUCAUGUCCAAUGAAAUGCCAGAAAUUCUAGGAAGAUGGCAUGCCUCGGGUAUCAAGGUUUACCUAUAUUCGAGCAGUAGCAGAGGAGCACAACGGCUUUUGUUUAGCAACUCCAGACACGGGGACUUGAGGAAGUACAUAUGUGGCUAUUUUGAUACCACAACAGGAGGCAAAACAGAACCGAAAAGUUACUUGGAGAUACUGCAAACAGUCGGCAUUGAUAAACCUGAGGAGCUUUUGCUCGUGACAAGUGACAUGGAAGCAGCUAUGACAGCAAGGGCAGUAGGUUUAGAAGUGGUGAUCAUACUCCGGCCAGGAAAUGCACCCCUCCCAGGAUCUCACAAUUUUAAAACUACUGAAUCGUUGCUACAAAUAUGAUUAUAUUUGUUUAGAUUAGGCUUUUGACCAAAUAGUAUACAUUGAAGUUUUAAGACAAAUAAGCUUAUAAUAAAUAAUCAGAUGUUUAUGCAUUGAGAUUCUUAAGUAUAAUAGCGAGUCGAAGGGCAGUUCCAUCUAAUAAUAAUCAAAUUUUAAAGUCAAACGCAAGGGCAUGUUCUUUUUUUUCUUUUUCCUAAUAUCUUAAAACGAAAUUAUCUAAUGAUUAUCUAAUAAUAAUCGGAAUAAUUUUAUGACCUGUAAUGGGAUCUCAAUUUAUUUGAGAAUAAAUCAUUUGCUACACUUUCUUUCAAAUACUCAUCCAUACUCAUUUUUAUUUCCACCCAUUAGCCAAAUAUCCCUGAUUUUAUCUUCCUAGCAAGCAUGGUAUACAAAAUACAACCCAUAAUUUUAAAUAUAGGUGAUCUUGCAGGGCAUGUGAAUGUGAGACCAUUCCGAAUAAUAAAUUACAAUCGGACGAG
Daucus carota subsp. sativus is the source of this 2161-nucleotide messenger RNA. RefSeq names its product probable bifunctional methylthioribulose-1-phosphate dehydratase/enolase-phosphatase E1 2. Lineage: Eukaryota; Viridiplantae; Streptophyta; Magnoliopsida; Apiales; Apiaceae. Gene Ontology annotation, molecular function: metal ion binding; methylthioribulose 1-phosphate dehydratase activity. The transcript is spliced from 13 exons. Bases 234 to 1682 code for a protein of 482 amino acids. The record is from RefSeq and is a predicted model, not a curated record. Gene Ontology annotation, cellular component: cytoplasm.